Messenger RNA from Arabidopsis arenosa, 1411 nucleotides. The record is from the annotation of a GenBank genome assembly. Lineage: Eukaryota; Viridiplantae; Streptophyta; Magnoliopsida; Brassicales; Brassicaceae.
GAUAAUAGCUUACGGCGAUCAUCAACAAACCGAUACUAGCGCCACUUUCACGUCCUAUGCUAGCAAUAUCAUCAUCACCGGAAUCACCUUCAAAGUUUUUAUGAGAUGAAGGCAUUCAAGGGAUGGCGUCUAGGCAAAAUCAAUUAUAUGCAGUCUUUGCCUGGGGCUCGCCAUCGUGCUCCUACAAGGAAGCCAGUAUGGAUCAUCGCAGUGCUUUCACUGAUAGCAAUGUUUGUAAUUGGUGCUUACAUGUUCCCUCAUCACAGAAAAGCUGCUUGUUAUAUGUUUUCAUCUAAAGGGUGCAAGGGACUAACUGAUUGGCUUCCACCAUCACUGAGGGAAUAUUCGGAUGAAGAAGUUGCAGCUCGUGUAGUGAUUAAGGAAAUUUUGAGCUCCCCUCGUGUUAUAAAAAAGAGUUCUAAAAUUGCAUUUAUGUUCUUAACCCCAGGUACAUUGCCUUUUGAAAAGCUAUGGGACCUCUUUUUCCAGGGUCAUGAGGGGAGAUUCUCUGUUUAUAUUCAUGCAUCAAAGGAUACUCCGGUCCACACCAGUCGUUACUUUGUUAACCGUGAGAUUCGAAGUGACGAGGUGGUCUGGGGUAGAAUAUCAAUGAUUGACGCCGAACGACGUUUGUUGACCAAUGCUCUUAGAGAUCCUGAAAAUCAGCAAUUUGUUUUACUCUCUGAUAGUUGUGUGCCACUUCGAAAUUUUGAAUACAUGUACAACUAUAUGAUGCACAGCAAUGUCAGCUAUGUUGACUGCUUUCACGAUCCUGGUCCACAUGGAACGGGCAGACAUAUGGACCACAUGUUGCCGGAAAUUCCAAGGGAAGAUUUUCGAAAGGGUGCACAGUGGUUCUCCAUGACGCGUCAGCAUGCUGUAGUAACUGUGGCAGAUAAUCUUUACUACUCUAAAUUUCGGGACUACUGUGGGCCAGGUGUAGAGGGCAACAAGAACUGCAUCGCGGAUGAACACUAUCUGCCAACAUUUUUCUAUAUGCUUGAUCCUACUGGCAUUGCUAACUGGACUGUGACAUAUGUUGAUUGGUCUGAGAGAAAGUGGCAUCCAAGAAAAUACAUGCCUGAAGAUGUCACGCAAGAGUUAAUUAAGAACAUCACGUCCAUUGACGCAGUUUCACGCGUAACAAGUGAGAAAACGGGAGUAGUAUCAUGGACGCAUUGCAUGUGGAAUGGAAUCAAAAGACCUUGCUAUCUCUUUGGAAGGAAGUUUCAUGCUGAUACACUCGAUAAACUGAUCGAACUCUUCUCAAACUACACAAGCAUCGCAUAGGGCUUUCGAGCAAUUUUGAUUUAUUGAUGAAAUGCCAUGCAAAGGAGGUAUUCUUUUGACUCGGAUUCUUUGACCAACGUUCAGUUAUACCCAUGAGUCAAAUUAAAACUUGAUGCAUUAU